Helicoverpa zea (corn earworm) is the source of this 897-nucleotide messenger RNA. RefSeq names its product cuticle protein LPCP-23-like. The record is from RefSeq and is a predicted model, not a curated record. The transcript is spliced from 2 exons. NCBI's taxonomy places the organism in Eukaryota, Metazoa, Arthropoda, Insecta, Lepidoptera, Noctuidae. Bases 45 to 764 code for a protein of 239 amino acids.
AGAGCAGUCAGUAGCCUUCGAGCAGUCUAAUACAGAAGUGCACGAUGAGAGUUCUGAUUGUCGCCGCCGUCCUCGCCUGCGCCGCAGCCGCGCCCUCCGGCCUGCUGGCAGCACCCUACGGCCAUGGCCUCGUCGGCCACGGUGGGCUUGCAGUGGGCCACGCUGGGCUCGCAGUGGCCCACGCGGCUCCCUACGCGGUGGCUCACGCCGCCCCGUUGGCCGUGGCCCAUGCCCCGGUAGCCGUCGCCCACGGCCCCGCUCUCCCCACCAUCUCCCCCGGAGACAUCGCUGGUGCUGCCAUCGACGCGCACGUUGAAGCCUCCGACCACGUUCGUGCCGCCGCCGACGCCGCCCGCGAAUACCACGACCAGGCUUCCGAGCUCCAUGGCCAGGCCAUCAACGCCGCUGAGGACCACUCUUGGCAAGCCGUUGAUGCCGUGAAGACCGCUGAGGCUCAGUUGGACGGUGCCGCCGCUGGCGUUGCCCCCGUGCUGGCUAAGCAGCUGGCUGGUCAUGGUCACGCUGGUCUGGUUGCCGCUGCCCCUGUUGCCUACGGCGCUCACGGUUACGCCGGUCACGGUGUGGGCAUCGCCCCCGCUGUCGCGUACGGUGGUAGCCACUCCGUGUCCAGCUCCUCGCUGUCCCAGACCCACCCCGCCCCCGUGGUGCACGCUCCCCUGGCCGUCGCUCACGCCGCUCCCCUGGCGGUAGCUCACGCCGCCCCCGUCGCCUACGCUCAUGGACUCCACGGACACGCAUGGUAAACUGUGAUAAACUUUAGAUACCAAAAAAAUAAUACUCAAUGUUUUGGAUUUUGUAAAUAAAUUAUAUAUAAAAAAAAAGUAUACAGGCUAAACAGAGGCGAGGAUGUGUGAAUAAAUGAAAUAGUAAUUUUAA